AUGGCUCUCCAGGACUUGCCCGCCGAGCUGCUUCACGCCGUCUCAGCCCAUGUCUCGGACGAGGCAGACCUCAGCGCCCUGAGCCGGACCUGCGUGCGCCUGUUCCACACGCUGGUGGCCGAGCUGUACCGCCGCAACCAUGCCGGUCCCAAGCCGUCGGCCCUGACCUGGGCCAUCAACAGCGGCAACAUGGGCACGAUCCAGCGGGCGACUGGCUGCGGCGUCGACAUCGUGAAGCUCCGCCACAUCACCAGCGCGGCCAGCAUGGGGGACAAGGAUGUGUUCGACACCCUCUGGGCAUGCAAGCUCCAGCACGGGGGCUUCGGCUCGCUGCUGGUCGACGAGGACAGCAGGGAACCACUCUACGCGGCCGUGAACGCGGGCAACAAGCAGAUAGUCAGCGUCCUCGUGGAGACGGGCAUGGUAGACAGCCAAGUCCAGUCUUCCAACCAGAACGUCCCUCUCUUCAUUGCCGCCUUCAACGGGAGCCAUGAAGUAGUCAGCCUGCUUCUGGACCACGGCGCCCCUCCCAUGUCUCAUUUCCACAUGGUCCACCCCCUAGCUGCUGCUGUCAAGCCUCGAGGCGACUGGUGGGUGUCGAAGCAGUUCUGGGGCCGGAGGCUCAGGAAGAACCCCGAUACUGUUGGCGACACCGUCCGCGUCCUUCUCGAGAGCGGCGUGGACGUCAAUCUCUCCGGCUUCUACGAUGGCGACAGUGCCAUCCAUAUAGCUGCCCAUGCUGGCUACUGCGAUGUGGUCGAGCAGCUUGUCGCCCACGGAGCAUAUAUCGACUCGCGAAACACCUUGACGGACAACACACCCCUUCACAUUGCGACGCAGAGACUGGGGACGCUCGAUAUGGUCCAGACUCUUGUCAAGUUGGGGGCAAGCGUAAACGCAAUCAAUCGGACUGGCCAGACGCCCCUCGCCUUGACAAGAGACACCCGCGAGCCGAGAAGAAUAGCCGAGUUCCUCCUCGACAAUGGAGCCCAGAUGACCAUUGACUACGAGAACAACACGCCUCUCCAUCGGUUGAGGAACAUUGGCUCGCUCGAGCAGAGUGCGGACACCUCGGCAGGCUUGCUCGACGCGCUGCUCAAACGAGGAGCCGACAUCAACGCCCAGAACAAGCAGGGCAAGACUCCCCUCCACUGCGUCGCCGAGACGGCCGGAAACUCCCAUCUCAUCAGGAUCCUGGUCAACCGGGGUGCCUCCCUCAGCAUCAGAGACGGCAGCGGCGUCACGCCCCUUGGGUACGCGGCCGCCCACUGCCCCCAGCAGAUCAUAGAGUUCCUGAUCGAGAAGGGCUCCGACCCCAACUCGAGGACAAAGGACGGCCUGCCGCUGCUCCAGCUCGCCGUCGGGCGCGAGUCUGCCACGCUCAUCGACCUGCUCCUCCGGUGCGGCGCCGACGUCAGGGCCCCCAACCGCCACGGACGGGGAGCUCUGCAUUACGCGGCGCUGAUCGGCAAGAUUGAGAUGAUUGACGUCUUCCUCCGCCACGGGGUCUCCAUCGACGCGCACGACGCGCACGGGCUCACGCCGCUCAUGUGCGCCAUCGAGGGCGUCACGAGCACCAACUUCGACUUCCUCCUCGAGAAGGGGGCCAGCGUGCACAAGAGGGACAACACGAUGCAGACGGCCCUGCACAAGGCGGCCAAGCACGGCAAGGUGAAGGCAGCCACGGCCCUGCUCAAGCUCGGGGCCGAUAUCAACGCGGUCGACGACGAUAAUCAGACUCCGCUGUACAUGGCCUCUGUAUAUCUGCGGCCGAAGAUGGUAGAGGUUCUUUGCAAGCAUGGCGCUGACCCUACCAUCACCGAUUGUAGAGGGAGGACGGCGAUGGCAGUUGCCAACAGCGAGAUUUUCAGUCUUUUCGACGAGCUUGAGAGCCAUAAUACUGGUGGGACUUGA
Clonostachys rhizophaga is the source of this 1914-nucleotide messenger RNA. Lineage: Eukaryota; Fungi; Ascomycota; Sordariomycetes; Hypocreales; Bionectriaceae. The record is from the annotation of a GenBank genome assembly.